AGCGCGCGGAGUUUUAUAUCGCACGAGCCGUGUGCGCGAGCGACAAAGAGAGAGAGAGAGAGAGAGAGAGAGAGAGAGAGAGAGAGAGAGAGAGAGAGAGAGAGAAGCAAAACAGGUUGUGAGUGAACGUGGAUCAGGAUGAGUGACCAGUUUAGCUGUGAGAACUGUAAGGAGAUCCUAUACGGGAGGAAGUACAUCCAAGUGGAUGACGUCCCUCACUGCGUCCCCUGCUACGAUCGUCUCUAUGCCAACAGCUGCCAGGGCUGCAAAGAACUCAUCGGACACAACUCACGGGAGUUGUACUAUGACGACCACCACUACCACGAGGAGUGUUUUCGCUGCUCCCGCUGCAAGCGCUCGCUUGCCGAUGAACCUUUCACCUGCCAGAACGAAGCUCUUCUGUGUAACGACUGCUACUGCAGCGAGUUCUCUUCCAAAUGUGUGGCCUGUAACAAGACCUUCAUGCCAGGCUCAAGGAAGUUGGAGUACGGUGGUUCUACCUGGCAUGAAGAGUGUUUUGUGUGUUGUGUGUGUCAGCAAUCUCUGGGCUCACAGUCUUUUAUCCCUGAUAAGGAUGAGUAUUAUUGUGUUCCCUGCUACGAGAGACGCUUCUCUCCCCGCUGCAGCCACUGCAAACAGAUCCUGCUGCAGGGUGGGGUGACGUACCGAAACGAACCUUGGCACAGGGAGUGUUUCCUGUGCACAGGCUGUAAGAUGCAGUUAGCUGGUCAGCCCUUCACCUCUCAGGAAGAAAAACCUUACUGUGUCAAGUGUUUCAGCUGCCUGUAUGCACAGAAAUGCACCGCCUGCAACAAGGCCAUCACAGGUUUCGGCAACGGGAAGUACGUUUCCUUUGAGGACCGUCAGUGGCAUCAGUCGUGCUUUAAGUGCUCCGGAUGCUCCAUCUCUCUGGUUGGAGCUGGAUUUUUUCCCAAUGGCUCAAAUAUCCUGUGCAAAGAUUGUAACAACUAAACUACAGAUUCUGUGUGUGUGUGUGAGUGUGCACGUGUGUGUGUGAGUGUGUAAAACACUGAUCCAGGAUCAGGAGUCAGCGAUACAGUCAGAAUAUAUCAUUCACAGUAUAGUAAUCAUUUACCAACAUGUUUUUACAGUUAGAAGUGCAAUGUGUAACACCACUGAUGUAUUUUGAAAAUAUUAAACCUUUUUACAGUUCCUACAAUUCAGAUUUGGCAACAAUUUCUUCUAAAAAAAAAAAAACCCAAAACAUUCUGUGCUAUAAACCUGAUUUGAGGGCGUGGCAACGCAUGACUUACUGUAGUUAGCGAUGUCACAAAAUAAACCAGACCAAUCACGUGUGAUAUGCAUAUGAUCAAAGAACAGUGUAAUCAUGAUAAACUUUUAACUUAUAAAGCUUGAUAAACUUUUAUUUUAUAUAUAUAUAUAUAUAUAUAUAUAUAUAUAUAUAUAUAUUUUUUUUUUUUUUUUUAUGAGGAAAACCACACACACACACACACACACAUACACACACACACAUGAAACUUGUUACUAACAAAACAUUUCUGAUGCUUUGACACUGGAGCUCAAGAAGUUAUAUUUUUGUCAUGGAAAGUCAAAUAGCUCUUAAAUUGUUAAAACUGUUGCUAGGCUUAAUGGUGAAACAAGCAUGCCAAUCACAAGCUAGCUAAUGACCGAGGUAACCGAUUUAGCAAGCUAACACACAGCUGUCUGAGACAAUUUAAAGGCGUAGUAACAGUGGAAGUGACAAAAAAUCAUCAGCAGUGAAAAUCCUCCUGUUAGCUAAAAUGAUCUUGUAAUUAUACUUAGCACUGACUGCUUAACAAGAUCAAAUUUUCUUGUUUCUUCUUAGCGUGAAGCUGCAAUGUGUAUCAGCACAGCACAAAGUUAAGCGUAUUUACAAACAGCUUUAUAUAUAUAUAAAAAUAUAUAUACGCAUGAUUUGUCCUGAAUAAAUGUUAACAUCACAUACUGUCAUCACUUGACUUACUGCUUUGAGCGUCUUGCUGAGCAUGAUGAACCACAUUCCAACAGACAAUUCAUAUGAUGUGCAUGUAGCAGUGCGGUUUUUACGGUUCUCAUGUCGAGUCGUGUGCAUUUCAGCCUGUAAAUUAGGCACGAGUGUUUAGAAUCUGUCUAAUCUGUUAUAUAAUCUGUAUAUAUCAUCUAUUAUAUAAUCUGUAUAAUCUGUUUAUAACCUAUGUUCACAUUACACGCCUUCCUGCUACACAUGUGCUUCCUGAGGACCCAGAGUUCCGCUGUUUAGCUAGCUAGCUUAUUAAUGUAUAAUGUCUCAUUAAAAAAAAAACACUGUCGUGCUGAGUGAGAAAAUUAAUUGUAAAAUAUUUUACAAAAGUAUGUUAGCAUUCUAGGGGGCACGGUGGCUUAGUGGUUAGCACGUUUGCCUCACACCUCCAGGGUUGGGGGUUCGAUUCCCGCCUCCGCCUUGUGUGUGUGGAGUUUGCAUGUUCUCCCCGUGCCUUGGGGGCUUCCUCCGGGUACUCCGGUUUCCUCCCCCGGUCCAAAGACAUGCAUGGUAGGUUGAUUGGCAUCUCUGGAAAAUUGUCCGUAGUCUACCGUAAGCGGUAGAAAAUGAAUGAAUGAAUGUUAGCAUUCUAAAAAAGCUAGCUAGCAUUAUUAAUAUUACAAAUAUUGGGAGAGCAUGUAUAGCUAGCUAGCAUUAGAAAUAAGGAAUGAAACUGUCUUAGCUUGGCUAGCAUUACACUGAGGCAUUGUUUUUGGAGCGACUAUACAUGAAUUGCUUUAGCUAUAUCUAGCUAGCUAACUGUAACUCUAGCUAGCUGAUUGUGAUUUCAGAUAGUUGAAAGUACAUCAAUAUUAGCUAGUUAUCUAUGAUAGUAAUGAAUAUCUACAUAAAAAUAUGAUUUAGAUGGAACACUGGCUUAUUCAGUACCUACACUAUAUGACUCAUAGCAGCUAGUAAUGGAAAUUAAUUAUACAACGUUUACUAAACUGAACCAGCCUGUUUAUAAAUCAGCUAGCUAGCUAUUAAAGUGACUUAGCUAAACAUCAAUAGCUAGCUAGCUAGCUGUGUUGUUAGAAAUGAUGUCUGAAACAUAGCUAGUUGGAUUGUAUUACACUGAGCACUUCUCAGAUGAGUAGCUAAUUGAGAAGCUCGCUAGCUGUACUAAAGUUAGCUAUUUAUCUAGCUAGCAUGUCGCUGUUUCAUAGAGACAAUAUAAAUGUGAGAAUGCUUAUGAGACAAAAUAGUCAGGAAUUUUAAGAUUUCUCUCAGUUGAAUUACUGAGCAAAUAUUUCAGAUUUAAAAUUACACCAUAAUUAGAUCGAUUUUUUUUAAUCGGGUAAAUUUUAGCUACUGAUACAAAUAUUUUUUUUUGUUUGUUUUUAUUAUUUUACUUCUUGUUAAAUUAAUUGUAAAAUGUUGAAAUACUUGAUGUGACCCUUUCUGCUGUUUCUAUUUAGUCAUCAAUUCCCAGUUACAGCUCUGCUAGCCUAAUGCUUCUAAUAAAAAUCACAACAGAAACACAAUCUAGAUAUCUUUAAAUGACAGUUUUGCAAAUUCUGUUGAAUUAAAUUAGUUUAUAAUAUUACGUAUAAUCAGAAGCACGAGCGUUCAGAGAACCUCAGGCGUGUAAAGUGAACAUGAACGUGGGCUCCAUAUUUACACGGCUUCAAAAAUAUUUUCCGUCUAUAUAUUUUGUCGGAAACUUCACAGGAAGUUUCCGUCAUCUGUUUAUCCUAAUAUUCUAAUCAUGUUGAAUUUUAAUGACAUUAUAAAAGGUUAUAAAGCCUGUAUAACACAGCGGGAGGAAAUACCAUGUGUCUGAGUCUCUGAGUAACAACACAACAACGAGAGGCGUUAAUACACAACAUAAUAAAACAAUGCAGGUGGCGAUAGGAAUUUAUUCUAUCAUAGAGUAUUCAACAAAAAAUGUGUACACUUGUGUGUGUUGAAUGAUUACAUUAAAUUCCUAACGGAUGUUUUACUUGGGGUUGAGUUUCACUGAUUUAAUGCGAGAGUUAAAAUCCAUUUAUUGGAAAUAAAACUGAAAUUCAAGAUAUAAAUAGUAAUAAAUAAAGUUUGAAAGUUCUGUCGGAAAGUGAAACUCGCUCCUGUAUGUAAUGAAAAUUAUUUUAGUUGUGUUUCAGUGUGGUGUGUUGUGUUGUGUCCUAUUGUGUAGCAUUGUAUGGCACGCUUCAACAAUUAAACAAGUAUUAAAUCUGCAGAA
Messenger RNA from Tachysurus vachellii, 4187 nucleotides. It is a transcript of the gene fhl3b, whose product is annotated as four and a half LIM domains 3b. The transcript is spliced from 6 exons. Gene Ontology annotation, cellular component: Z disc; stress fiber; nucleus. Gene Ontology annotation, molecular function: transcription coregulator activity; actin binding. Lineage: Eukaryota; Metazoa; Chordata; Actinopteri; Siluriformes; Bagridae. Gene Ontology annotation, biological process: actin cytoskeleton organization. The record is from RefSeq and is a predicted model, not a curated record. The coding region runs from base 139 to 972 and encodes 277 amino acids.